This is a messenger RNA of Sorex fumeus (smoky shrew), 824 nucleotides long. It is a transcript of the gene AP5S1, whose product is annotated as adaptor related protein complex 5 subunit sigma 1. The record is from RefSeq and is a predicted model, not a curated record. The coding region runs from base 160 to 762 and encodes 200 amino acids. The transcript has 3 exons. Lineage: Eukaryota; Metazoa; Chordata; Mammalia; Eulipotyphla; Soricidae. Gene Ontology annotation, cellular component: cytosol; AP-type membrane coat adaptor complex; lysosome. Gene Ontology annotation, biological process: endosomal transport; double-strand break repair via homologous recombination.
GCCCCGCCCUCCUUGCGCGCUGCACUCAAUGCGCACGCGCGCCCGUGACUGCUGCGCGCCGGAGUCCAAGGGCCUGGCCGCCGCCAUUCCCCGCUGCCGCGAGGCGGGGCCCCCGCUCGACCUCUGCGGGCUUGGAAGGAGGGCACCCCACCUGGCGCCAUGGUCCACGCCUUUCUGAUCCAUACCUUGGGGGCCCCGCAUGCCGAAGACACAGGCCUCUGCAGAGUGCUGUACUCCUGUGUGUUUGGCGCUGAGAAGUCCCCUGAUGACCCCCGGCCACACGGAGCCGAGAGGGACAGGCUUCUUCGCAAGGAGCAGCUCCUGGCAGUGGCCAGGCAGGUGGAGAGCAUGUGGCGACUUCAGCUGCAGGCAUCCGGCCGCGCCUCCCUGGACCCGCCGCCCCAGGCCACUGAUGAACCGGUGGCCCUGCAUGAGGCCCCGCUAGGAGUCUUCGGUCUGGCUGCCGGGGACCCUUUCCGGGAGCCGCAGACGGUGCUGUGGCUGGGUGUGCUCUCCUUGGGCUUUGCCCUGGUGCUGGACGCCCAUGAGAACCUGCUGCUGGCCGAGAACACACUCCGGCUGCUGGCACGCCUCCUCCUGGACCACCUCCGGCUGCUCAGCCCCAACACCAACCUCCUCCUUCGGGUCGAGCGCAUCGAGGCCAUCCUCUCUCGCUUCCUACCCCACGGCCAGCUGCUCUUCCUCAACGACCAGUUCAUUCAGGCCCUGGAGAAGGAACUCAGCACCGCCUGGCCUCGCUGAUCCACCCCUCCCCCACACAAAGUGGGCUGUAGACUUACCCAUGAGGCCCAGCAAAGAGCCCA